CCUCUUCCACCGAGAGGGCUUUCUUUGAAGUUUAGGAUGCAAACCUAUGGAAAUAGCAUAAAAUUCUGAAUGUUGGCCCAACAGAGCCAUGGUCAGUCAGGGAGAAACUGUGCCUGGCCUCUUCUGUUAUGAGGAGUGGUGACCAAAACUGGGUAUCUGUAAGUAGAGCCAUCAAGCCUUUUUCUGAGCCCGGUCGACCACCUGACUGGUUCUCACAGAAGCACUGUGCCUCACAGUAUUCUGAGCUGCUGGAAGCCACAGAAGCCCCUAAACGUAAGCGUGGUGAGAAGGGCGAGGUGGUUGAGACCAUUGAGGAUGUAAUUGUUCGUAGACUGACUACUGAGAGGAUAGAGGAGCUGAAAAAACUACUACGAGACACACAGGAACAGUACAGAAAGUUGAAAAAGGAAGUGGACCUGAUACAGACAGGUCACAUGGACCCCCAGCUGAAAGAACUGUGGGCAGAGAUAACAUUAAAAAAGAAGCAAGAGGAGGAGGAGGCAGAGCAGAAGAGGAAAGCAACAGAAAUGGCAUAUCAAGCUCGUCAGGCAAUUAAAAACACUCCCAAGCGUCUGCCCAGUGUCACUGUUCGGUCUCCUUUGGGGGCCAGUCCUACGAGCCUGGACUCUCAGACGGACACAUCAGCCCCCACACCACCCAAAGAACCUGCGGCCAUCGUCUCAGAUGACACCAGUACCCACUCUGUCCAAGGUAUAGGUAUUUUUCUCCCAGUGUCAGAAGCUCCAAGCCAAGGGCAUAAAGAUGGAGGAGGCCUUGCAACUCUUGCAGAGGAUAAUUCACAGAAGAGGCUGCUUCCUCAGAAAGCGACACCGCCUCCCUCUCCUCUGCUGUCGGAACUGCUGAAAAAAGGCAACCACAUCUCGGCCAGCCCCCGCCUUGUUACUGAUGGAGACACCUCUGGAAGUCUUAGCAAUGGAAUACAAACUGCUGCUGUUGUCGCCGCCCCAUUACCACCUGGCCAUGACGUCAUGACAGUGGGGGAAGUUGAAGCUGCAGUGAAGGCAGAGCUUGGUGAAGACACAGGAUUAGUAGAAGAGGACCUUGUCGCUGUCUCUUACAUGGGAGAUGAGCUAGAUCUGGAAACUGUAGGUGACAUCAUUGCCAUCAUUGAGGAAAAGGUGGAUGAUUCAGUGGAGGCUUUGGAUGCAGCAGCAGUGGAAGCAGCACUGUCUCUGUGUGAAGAGGCCGUCUCAGAAGGACACACCCUGCCAGGCCCCUGGGAAACCCAGGAAAUAAAGGAUUCAGAUCCAGCAUCCACUGUCCAAGACUCAGAGCACAUACAGGAGGCUUGUGAUGCGCCGACACUCUCUGUUCCCACCCCUGUCAGCCCAGAUGCCCCAAAUCAACCAGAAACUACAAGCACAGAGGAACGGGUCAAGGGAAACUGUGAAUCAGCUGUGAUUGAAAGUGACAUCGCUUUGUGUGACAACUCGGAAGAUGUCACUGCUGGAGGUGAUGAUACAGAAGAGGGCAAUGAAGAAAAAGGUGACACAAAUGCGGUAGUGAAGACUGAAGUAGAGGAGUGGAAUCAGCCCGAAGCGAACCCACCAUGCCUAGAUUCUGAGGACAGUUCUGUAUCUGGCAGAGAGUCCAAGGAGGUAAAAGAGGAGGAAGAAGCAGGGAGCGAGUGCGAUCCCGAAGAAGGAAUGGAGCUGAAAGAGGAGUGCGGAGAGGGGGAGGGUGCCUAUUUGUCAGAAGUGGAGCGAGCUGCCAGUGAGAGUGAAGAUGGUUACGGGCCGCCCUCUCAACGCUACACAGCUGAUUCACUGGCCAGCAGCCCCGCCUCGUCUUCCCAGCUAUCUACAUGUGGCGAGGAUCAAGAGGCUGUGCAGGCUCAGAAAAUUUGGAAGAAAGCCAUAAUGCUGGUGUGGAGAGCUGCAGCUAACCACAGGUAUGCCAGCGUCUUCUUGCAGCCUGUAUCAGACGACAUCGCCCCUGGUUACCACAGCAUUGUACACAGACCGAUGGACCUAUCUGCAAUCAAGAAGAACAUUGAAUCCGGCGUGAUCCGUACAACAGCAGAAUUCCAGCGAGACAUCAUGCUGAUGUUUCAGAAUGCUGUCAUGUACAACUCGUCAGACCACGACGUCUAUCACAUGGCCCUGGAAAUGCAGCGUGACGUCCUGGAGCACGUUCAGCAGUUCCUGGCCACGCAGCUCAUUAUGCAAACCUCAGAGAGUGCCAUCUCCGCCAAGAGCCUCCGUGGCAGGGAGGGAAAUCGCAAACCAGGCGAACCAGCUGAGAAGGACAUGGUCCCAAUGGCCUCUCCUGCUUUCCUUCUCUCUCUCUUUGACGGCGGCACCAGGGGUCGCCGUAGUGCAAUGGAGGCUGACCUGAAAAUGAAGAAAUAGACUUGAGCAGGACCCACAGAGGCAAAGGAGAUGGAAAUGAGUGGUCUAGUAGUUCAGUAGAGCGAGCUGUUCAGUGUCUGGACCUUGUGUAUUAGCACCUGUGCUAGUGCAUUUGUUCUUUUCUAGAGCUGAGCAUAUGGUACGUGCUGGGGUGUUAAUGUGUCCCCAUGGAGCGACAUCUCGUUUUCUUCUUCAGUUAGCUCCUUGGACCAUAUUCAAACAUUUUGUUGGGUGGUGCAUUCAAAGACAUGCAACAUUAUGCAACAAAGAUGUUGGAAAGAUAAUAUUUGAAGACUUCCUGUUGUCGAAUCAGUUUGCUUUGUUUUUCCACCCACUGAUCUGAAUGUCAAUUUUGAAGCAAAUGUGUUGUUGACCUUUUCCUCCAUGUUCUCUCAUUUUUAAGGUUAAUUGUAAGGUGAAAUUUAAAUAUAGUUUGGAUAAUUGUGUCAGUGUCAUUGAAUGCACCGCCUUCACCAUUAUUCCACAUACGGAUGAACAGCUCAUGUCCAAAAGAAAGGCUUGCGUUCCAGGCGCUUGAUUAAUCAUGAGCUGUGAAAUCGGGCUGAACAAUUUUGAAAAAAGUCAAGUAAUUGCAAUUUUUGGGAUUUAAUAUGCAAUUAUUUUUUAAAACUCCACGUGUCCUGUGUAUUUUGUUUUUGUAAUGAAUACAAGCAAUACAUUUGUGUAUUUACAAUCAAUUACCAAAUUUACAAUACAUAAAUAGUUUGGUCUUAUAGGUCUGGCAUACCUUUUACGGUAUGUAAACCUAUGACUGUAUCCAUAUCACGACGAUAUUAAAAUCAACACAUGAAAAAAAUAAAGUCCACUGACUGAAAUUGAAGCAGCCCCCUCCCCACAAGUUGAGUUGCGGCCUUUGCAAUAUGAAAAUUAUGUUCUACUACAUUUUAAUGCCUAAUGACACCAAGGCGUUACUUCUGUGUAAAGUAACGAGAGUUUCUUCCUGGACACAUUCAAGAAAUUAGUCAAACCUGGGUGUGGGAGCGGUUGAAAGGAGUCCAAAUGUGUCGAGUCCGUUUUGCUGAAUUAGUAUUGAUGUUUCCACUAUCCAGUUAUCGAUUUGGGUGUUGCCAGAAUUUGUGGCGUGAUCAGAGACAGCUUGUGUAAUGUGUUCUAGAAGAAAGUUAAGAAAAAAAGUUUUGUGCCCACGUUAUGGACCAUUUAGAGUUUGUGUUUGGAUAGCAGAUACACGUAUCCUAUGUUUAGUUGUACAUUUGUUAAAUAAAAGAUUUGUUUUAAA
Molecule: messenger RNA, 3630 nt
Organism: Syngnathus typhle (broad-nosed pipefish)
Lineage: Eukaryota; Metazoa; Chordata; Actinopteri; Syngnathiformes; Syngnathidae
Gene: brd8b
Product: bromodomain containing 8b
Exons: 19
Coding region: 129-2372 (747 amino acids)
Cellular component (GO): NuA4 histone acetyltransferase complex
Molecular function (GO): protein binding
Source: RefSeq, a predicted model, not a curated record